Molecule: messenger RNA, 4065 nt
Organism: Pteropus alecto (black flying fox)
Lineage: Eukaryota; Metazoa; Chordata; Mammalia; Chiroptera; Pteropodidae
Gene: B4GALT5
Product: beta-1,4-galactosyltransferase 5
Exons: 9
Coding region: 16-1083 (355 amino acids)
Biological process (GO): carbohydrate metabolic process; glycoprotein biosynthetic process
Molecular function (GO): UDP-galactose:glucosylceramide beta-1,4-galactosyltransferase activity
Source: RefSeq, a predicted model, not a curated record
AAAUUGGAAGCCCAUAUGGAUGGUGUGGAAAUGAACACCUACCUCUUCAUGAUGCAAGCCCAAGGCAUUCUGAUCCGGGACAACAUGAGAACAAUAGGCGCUCAGGUUUACGAGCAGGUGGUUCGGAGUGCUUAUGCCAAGAGGAAUAGCAGCGUAAACGACUCAGAUUAUCCUCUUGACUUGAACCACAGCGAAACCUUCCUGCAAACCACAACUUUCCUUCCUGAAGACUUCACCUACUUUGCAAACCACACCUGCCCCGAAAGGCUCCCUUCCAUGAAGGGCCCAAUAGACAUAAACAUGAGUGAAAUCGGAAUGGAUGCCAUUCAUGAACUCUUCUCCAAAGACCCAGCCAUCAAGCUCGGAGGUCACUGGACGCCUUCUGACUGUGUGCCUCGGUGGAAGGUGGCGAUCCUCAUUCCCUUCCGGAACCGCCAUGAGCACCUCCCCGUCCUGCUCAGGCACCUGAUCCCCAUGCUCCAGCGCCAGCGCCUGCAGUUCGCGUUCUACGUGGUGGAGCAAGUUGGCACCCAGCCCUUUAAUCGAGCCAUGCUUUUCAACGUCGGUUUUCAAGAAGCAAUGAAGGACUUGGACUGGGACUGUCUUAUUUUUCAUGAUGUGGAUCAUAUACCAGAAAGCGAUCGUAACUAUUAUGGAUGCGGACUGAUGCCAAGGCACUUUGCAACUAAAUUGGAUAAGUAUAUGUAUCUGCUCCCUUAUGCUGAGUUCUUCGGCGGAGUGAGCGGCCUAACAGUGGAACAGUUCCGGAAAAUCAAUGGCUUCCCUAAUGCUUUCUGGGGCUGGGGCGGAGAAGACGACGACCUAUGGAACAGAGUACAGAAUGCAGGCUAUUCUGUGAGCCGGCCGGAAGGGGACACAGGGAAGUACAAGUCCAUCCCUCAUCACCAUCGAGGAGAAGUCCAGUUUCUUGGAAGGUAUGCGCUGCUGAGGAAGUCCAAGGAGCGGCAAGGGCUGGACGGCCUCAACAACUUGAACUACUUUGCAAACAUCACAUACGACGCCUUGUAUAAAAACAUUACUGUCAAUUUGACACCCGAGCUGGCUCAGGUGACGGAGUACUGACAUGAGGAGAGAAUAUACGUUUCUUUACCCAGCGCCACCGAGAAAGCAGCCUGAUGAGACGUCUGGGGCUCCACACAGGACGAGAAUUACAAGUACAGUGUCUCAUGGAGGAUCACAGGGUUCCAGGAGAAAAUGUGAACAGAGCACACGCACAAAACGCCUCCACUGUUGGGACCCGCUGGGAUCGUGGGAUUCGGCUCGAGACCUGCUCUCAUCAGGACUAGCUUUCUGUUUUCUCAAGACAGAUGUCUGUCCUGCUGCUCUUCUCCCCCCGUCUCCGUCCCGUCUUAUCCACAACCUCCAGAACCAUGAUCCGCCGCGGUCCCGCCCGGCGUCUGUUCCUGCGAAUGGCCUUUGGCGCCUCUUGGCCUUCGGGGCAAAGAUGCAAACCCACCACAGGGCAGCUGUGUCUGAGGAAGAGCAAUGAAACUCCAUACACCAUUCUUCAUCUCUGGUGUUCUCUUUGGUUUCAUUUAAAAAAAAAAAAACUUAUCUGCUUUGGGUGGGGAUUGAGGGUGGAGUGGGAGGGAUUGGGGAAGAUAAAUAGACAUGUAACAAUCACUUCUUGAAGAAGUAUAAUUGUAAAUAAGCCAUGUAAAAUGCCUUUUUAAAAUUUAAUUUUAUAGCUGGCUUCAUUUCAAACUGAGGAUUUAUAUAUUAGAUCACUUAUUUGGUUGGCAAAUGUAGGAACUCCGUUAAAAUGCAGUGGAAGAGUAUAUGUCCCAAAUCGCUGUCAUUUUGGAAGGGAGUGGAUUUAGGGCAUGUCACAAAAGAACAAAAUAGUCCAAUCUUUGUCACCGGUAGCUAACUUCUGCCCCGCCCACCCCCUUCUUCCAAAGUCUCGCUCUUGACUCCCUCUGGUCACCCCUGUGGGCAGUGUGCGCUGUUCCCAGUCUCUGCUAAACUGGGGGCCGCUUUUUAUUAACAGCAGGCUGCUCUCCCUGCUCCAAGCGAACCGUCAGGGGAGGGCCAGGCAGGCUCACCCCCCGGGUCUCUGGACUUUGUCUUGUCCUCUCAUCAUCACGGAGAGAGGAUGGAUUGUGUCUUCUUUUUUCUUUCUCUCUCUCUACUUUUCUUUUUUUUUUUUUUUUGCUCUUGUGGAACGUGGUCACAAUUUCUGAAAUCUGUGCCUAAAUUAACUAGCUGCAGUGAUGCCGCCGCUGUUUCCCUUUUUUGGUUUCUGGACAGAUUCUUUGUCAACGUUGUUAACCUUACAUAGAACUAAUGAACUGUUGAAUGAUGAACUUAGCCAGGGAGCAGAUGACACUCGUGUGCUCUGGGUCCUCUGGGAUCCGGGUUAGACCAAAUCAGAGCUUUGAACUGAGAUGAACUGAGCUCCCGGAUGCAAGAGCCCAAGCGUUCCAGUCACAUCCCCAUGCGCUUUCUGAAGUCAGAUUCUAGAUGGCAUUUGACUUUGUGCCUCUGUUUUUCCCUGAGCCAAAUCCCUCAAUCCUUAGUCCCCGUUGGCUUCUGCAGAAUUCUGAAAAAUGCCAGUUUUUCCCUUUCCUUCUCCAUAAAACAUAUUUAUAUAUCGUGAUUGGGGGUACUUUCUAAAGAGUACUUCAUAUUUUUUUUAAUUGCCUUGUUUGCCUUCAACUUCCUUAAUUUUCAUGGUUUACAUGGAUGCGUGUGUAGGGGUCUAUUUGUGUAUACAUGUGUGGGUUGGGGUUUUUUGUUGUUGCAUGUGUUGGUUACAUGGACAUAUGAUCCCCACAAGCUGUGGGAGUGAUUGGCCAGGCUUAGUUUUUUGUUCUUGUUUUUGUUCUUUUGAAAAGAGUGGUAUUUAGAAAAUAAAUUGCAUUGCAAAGCUCUUAUCGGCUCAUAUGAGAGAGCAGGCCGCUGCCCUUGAAAACGCUGGUAAGUUGUAUCAUAUGUUUUAAAAGAAUUUGAGAAUUUCAUGCUUUAAAAAAGACCUUCACGAGGGAACAUUACACACAGACGCUCAUCUGGAUUUUCUUUGAUGUAUGGUGCAUAUAGCAAUAAAGAUUUCUUUCCCCUUUUCUCCACCCCCGCCCUCCCCCAGGGACUCCCCUCCCAGAUCUCUGUGCUGGACUUGGUGCAUCUCAUUCACCCUUCCCAUUUUCCUCCCUUCUUUGUCACUGAAAGCUAUGAGCUGCUUUCAGUGUGACAAAACUAUGAUGUCAUUUGGAAGAAUUUGCCGGGACAGACGGAUCGAUUCUUGGCAGUGUUAUAAAAUGAUCUUGUUUGAAGCUUUUUUAUUAACUUAUUUACCACCAAGAACCAAAUGUUGGCAGAAGGCUCACACCUGAUUUGAAAAAGGAAAGGUCCCUUUUCACAGGGUCACUUAAAUUAUCUUGCAGUCAUGUGUCAGUUUGUUUUAUUAGUAUGAAAUCUCUUACUGUGCACCGUUAGUUACUUAUCCACCAAGCUGAGUAUUGUGUGGGAAACUAAAUCGUUAAGAACAUACAGACAGGCCUGUGUGCUGUCAGUGGUGUGAAAUUUUCAUGUUAAAAAAGAAGAACAAUAAGAACCAAAUGUGACCUUGCGUAUAUUUUGGCAGCUGAGAUUCUUUAAGGCUACUGAUAGGCGACUCCUUAAAUCAUUCUUGUCUUUGAUUACUGUGUACAGGGAAAGGUUUUUCCUUUCACUCUGUUUUUUUUGGGGGGGGGAGUUAUUUGCAAAAAUAUUAAUUUUGCCAUUAAAGGGACUCCUUUGGAGUUCCUCUACCACAGACAUUAAAAGCUGAGCGACAGCCACAUGUAUUGAUUGUAUCCACUCACCAUUGACGAUGACAUUGAACGUAGCUAGCUCAUUUACAUCACUAUGUUUUUUUGAGCUUGUUCUUAUGUUUUAAGAGGUGCCAGGGGUACAUUUUUGCACUGAAAUCUAAAGAUGUUUUAAAAAACACUUUUCACAGAAAUAGUCCUUUGUCAUUACAUUAUUUACUCAUGUGUUUGUACAUUUUUGUAUGUUAAUUUAUGAAUGAUUUUUUCAGUAAAAAAUACAUAUUCAAGAACUAAA